AUGAGUUCGUGGAAUUAUGGAGAAUCUUCUUCGUCUAAUCCAAUCGAUGACGAACCUAUCAUUCCAGACAUUGUCGAAGAGUUUACUUCCGAUGAUUUUUAUGAAGACAAUGCAGACGAUCAAGUAAUUGUCCCGAUUCCUCCUAUGGAUUACAAUCCCUAUGGGGAAGUCGAACUACAAGAACGCAUGCAAUUCGAUUCUAAAGAGGCAACGGUCUCUGCCAUCAAACAUUAUCACAUCACUAAUGGAUACAGCUUCAAUGUGGUAGAAUCAAAAUCGCAUCUUUAUGUUGCACGAUGCAUUCAUUACAACAAUGGAUGUCAAUGGCGUUUGAGGGCUAGUUAUAGUAAAAUCCGACAUCAUUGGGAAAUCAAGUCCAUUGAUGGUACACAUACGUGUUUCUCUACAUUAAUGUCACAAGAUCACUGCAAUCUAGAUUCGACCCAAAUUGCUUCCAUUGUUUUUCAUUUGGUCCGCACAAAUCCAAGCAUUCGCAUCAAAAGCUUGGUCGCUGACAUCAAAAGUCGUUACGGAUACACAGUCACAUAUAGAAGAGCAUGGAUUGCGAAGGAGAAAGCAAUUACAAUGGAGUAUGGUGAUUGGGACCAAUCUUAUAAUGAAGUUCCCAUAUGGUUACUAGUUGCCCAACAAACCAAUCCUGAGACAAUUUUUCAACUUUUCGGUCCUCCAGUUAAUAUUGAUGCUGAGGAUGGAAGUUCCACAUACAUUAUGGAACGCAGAUAUCAUGCCACCUUGCUAACUGCAAUUGCUCAGGAUGGAAAUAGAAACAUAUUUCCUUUGGCAUUUGCAAUAGUAGAAGCUUAUGAAGUCAAACAACCUACCGUGCAAGCAAAACUUUCAGUUAUGAGGUCCCAAUUCCCACAAGCACUAGCUUGGAUUGAUAAAAUCCCCUUACAUAAGUGGUCUCAGGCUUAUGAUGGGGGGCGCAGGUACACGCACAUGACAACAAACUUGGCGGAGUGCAUGAACUCUGUGCUUAAGGGGGCUCGCUCAUUACUUAUUUGUGCACUAUUGAAAAUUACAUUUCAAAACAUAAAUGCUUGGUUUGUUGAACGCGGCUUAAAGGCAGACUCUAUGUUAAGAGCUGGCCAUCAAUAUCUAGAAGAUGUCACAGCCUUGCUCCAACAAAAUCAACAGAAAUAUGCAUAUUGUCAUGUUCAACGCUACGAUUGA
Molecule: messenger RNA, 1194 nt
Organism: Vigna unguiculata (cowpea)
Lineage: Eukaryota; Viridiplantae; Streptophyta; Magnoliopsida; Fabales; Fabaceae
Source: RefSeq, a predicted model, not a curated record